UCUCCUCUCUCAACUUCUCUCUCUUUUUUUUUUCUUUAUUCAUUUUAAGCCUUCUUGUUGCUCCCUAUUUGACAUUGUUAAGAACCCCUUCAUUAAUUUCUUUUAGGGUUAAGGAAAUUAACCUAAUAGCUCUUAGCACAUUGCCUUGUUCUUGCACUUGGAGGAACAUGAAGGAAAGUGGAAGGAAACAAGGUACCAUGUCGCCAUGUGCGGCAUGCAAGCUUCUUCGAAGGAGAUGCACGCGAGAUUGCGUGUUUGCUCCUUAUUUUCCUGCUGAUGAACCCCAGAAGUUUGGUAGUGUUCACAAGGUUUUCGGGGCUAGCAAUGUAAACAAAAUGUUACAGGAAUUACCUGAGCACCAAAGAAGUGAUGCAGUUAGUUCAAUGGUAUAUGAAGCCAAUGCAAGGGUGAGGGACCCUGUGUAUGGAUGUGUGGGAGCCAUAUCCUCUCUUCAACAACAAGUUGAUGUGCUCCAAACCCAAUUGGCACUAGCACAAGCAGAGGUUGUGCACAUGAGAAUGCGCCAAUUCUCACCACCAUCAGAACAACAACAACCCUCAGUGCUUCCUGAAGCCUCCAAUUCAUCAUCAGAGAACUUGUACCACUCAAGCAGACUCUUGUCUUCACAAACCAAGUCCGUUUUUGGCAUGGACAUGGUCGUUGAUCAGGCCAACAUGGGGCAAUCCUUGUGGUCAUACUAGCUUAAUUAAUUAGGUUAUGGCAUGCAUGCAUGCAUGACCUUCACUUUAUUUAUUUUUCUUAUCAUUAUUAUUACUAUCACGGGCUUGCUUUAUUGUCUGCCUCAUUAGUACCUUUUUUUUCUGCUUUGUAUCCCCUUUACCCUAGCCUGUUCUCAUGACUGAAAGGACAUCCAUCUCUCUCUGCAUUACCAAGAGAUGAUGAUGAUGAUUAGUUAGCCUUAGUGUUUAAACGUAUAAACUUGUAAUUAUGAGUCAUCAUAUCAUUUGUAUUAAGUUGACUAUAUACUUUUUUACUGCA
Molecule: messenger RNA, 999 nt
Organism: Glycine soja
Lineage: Eukaryota; Viridiplantae; Streptophyta; Magnoliopsida; Fabales; Fabaceae
Product: LOB domain-containing protein 4-like
Exons: 2
Coding region: 168-701 (177 amino acids)
Source: RefSeq, a predicted model, not a curated record